Anopheles cruzii is the source of this 2671-nucleotide messenger RNA. Its product is annotated as alpha-tubulin N-acetyltransferase-like. Gene Ontology annotation, cellular component: microtubule. Gene Ontology annotation, biological process: alpha-tubulin acetylation. The transcript has 8 exons. The coding region runs from base 684 to 2285 and encodes 533 amino acids. Gene Ontology annotation, molecular function: tubulin N-acetyltransferase activity. The record is from RefSeq and is a predicted model, not a curated record. NCBI's taxonomy places the organism in Eukaryota, Metazoa, Arthropoda, Insecta, Diptera, Culicidae.
GACGUAUUUUUGUGUCGUAUGUGUCCAGAAACAAUACUCGAUUCUUGACGUGUGAAUAGUGAAUAGUGAUUAGCAUCUCAAUUUGUCUUGUGCGUGAGCGCAGAACCGACUGUUUUCAUUUUGAACGGACGCUUUUCCGUCGUCGGGUGAAAGGUGAAAAGGUGAAAGGAAACGCACGGCUCUCGGAGGGCGUGUUGGAGGGUGUCGUGAAAAAUCGUCUCGGCGUUUCCGGCCUCGUGUGAUCCGUUGCUUUGUGACAUCAUCAUCAAAGUGAGCGGGGGGAAGAAAUCUUUCGGAAGCCAGUGACAGGAGAAAAUCAUUAAGCACACCCAUCAACAGUGCGGCGGCUUAGGCGAAUCGUGCUGCAAAGAGCGGAGACGAAGUUUCAAUCUCAGUCCGAGGAAAGCCACUGGAGGCGAAGCUAUAAAAAAACCCGGGGCCGGGGCCACCAGGAAGAAAACUGAUGUGAUAUUAUUACUAUUUAUUUAUUUAUUACAAAAACUUCACGAGCGGUUGCUCUUGGCCACACAAACGUUACGAUCGUUGCCGCGAGUGUUGGCUGACGGAAUUAGUGCAAUCGGUUUACUGUUUUGGGGGAAAUUAAUCCGCCGUGGAAAUAGUUUAGUUUAGGUCCUAUUCCGUGAAUAGUGCUAGUGAGUGUAUUUCUUAAACAUUCCGCCAACAUGGAGUUCCGCUUCAACAUGCACCCGCUGUUCCGGUCGCGGAUCGUGCGAAUAAACAACUCUCUACUACCAACCGGAUUCACCGCCCAGUCCCGUCGUGUUGCGCUCGAUGCCACCGCACAAAUUUCAGAGAUCAUCAAUGUGGUGGGCUCGCUGUCGGCCCAAGCCCAGGGCCUGUCGGUUCCGGUGACGACCCCGCAAAAACUGCGCAACUCUGACCACCACAUCUACCUGAUGUUCGAGCCGAACGAUAAAAAUGGUCUCGUUGUAGGCAUCCUCAAGGUGGGCCGCAAAUCGCUGUACGUGUUUGAUCCGUCGGGUGAAACGGUUAACGUGACCGCACCGUGCGUGUUGGACUUUUACGUUCACGAAUCUCGCCAACGCAGCGGCAUCGGCCGCGAGCUGUUCGAGCAUAUGCUACGCGAGGAGCACAUACAGCCGGACGAGCUGGCCAUCGAUCGGCCAUCGGAGAAGUUGCUCGGCUUUCUACAGAAGCACUACGGACUGUCGAAAAAGAUUCCACAAAUGAAUAAUUUCGUCGUGUACGAGGGAUUCUUUGCCAGCAAGGAGCACAAUUCUUCCGACAUCGACGGGCGCCGCAUGCACAUCACUGCUAGUCCUAACACGAACCUUUUCGGACCGACGUUCACGACGACCAACGCCAACGAGGAGCGGCGUAGGUCCACCUCACAGACACGGACCCCGGUCGUGUCACCGCCGGUCAUCACUCAGCCGCCCGUCGGACGGUACGCCGCCAAACGACCAUCCUGCAGCAUGGCCCAGAUAAUUCACAACAGCCCCACUACAGUAUCCGCGGAACCUAACAGCACUAACGCUACUAACACUAACGCCAACGGGCACGCUAAUGGCGGUGGUGCGAACGGUGAUCACCACCUCCACCACCACCACGAGUAUGAAGAUCAGCGGCAGCAGCACCAGCAGGAGACCCAGCAGCAGGAGUACGAAACGGACUCGAUCGACGGUGAGCAGGAGCAACUGUUGGCCGAACAAAUGCGUCGCGUUGAGCUGCAAUCUGCAUCGCUUUCGCAUGCACCACCACCCGCAUCAGCCGCAUCAUCCCACACGCCGCACGAGGUGAAGUUUGCCGAUCAGGUCGGAGGCGAGGCGGGCCACCAUUACCACGCUUACGAGGAUAUGCCCGAGCCCGGUCCCGACCCGGAUCCGUACGAUUUCCAUCCCCAUCAGCUCGAGCUGUCCGUGGGCGACGAUGGUGGCGAGACCAAUCGAGACCCUUCCCUUUCGCCCCAAUCCGUUAGCCAGCAGGCGACACCGGAACAUCCGGCCGGACCGGGCCUCCCGGGGAGCCGGAAGCCGGCGCGCUACACCAAGCAGCACACGGGCCUGAAGAACAUCUCGUUCGGCGUCGGAGCGGCCGUCAUGCCAAGCGGCAAGAUGGAGUUCGACCAGGAAGAGAACGAAGGCUUCGGUUCGGUGAAGAUCAAUCGACCGAUCGGCCGAUCGGGCGGCUCGGCACGGCACGGUGAUAACGACAACGAGUCCGUGUACUCCAACGGCAGCCAGCAUGCGGCCGGCGGAGGGGGCCAUUUCGACCUAAAGUUCUACCACAACAAACUAUGGUAAGGCCGCGAUCGGGCCGCGGUCGGGUGUCGAGAAGUUACCAAAGAACGCCAACACACACCAUCGGAACGACGACACCGUUACGGAUGCGCCCGUUUGGAGUCGUUUACUUGAGUAGUGUGUUGUUAUACUAACCCCUAACCCCGGCUAGACCAGGUUGUCUGUGUGUGUGCGCUAGUUUAGAAGGACACAGCACGCCACCGGAUGUGGCAGGUUCCCCGUAGUGCUUCCCCCCAGAUCAUUCGUCGGAGAUGUUGACGGAGCUUGUUGACGGUUGAGUUGUUUGUUUUAGUCCCCUUUCGAUGAUCACCGAGAUCGCCGGCCGGUUUGUGUAUUAUCGUUGUGCGUACUGUUUGUUGAUUUACGUUUGUUGGUGCGUUGUUUGUUUU